CCCCUCUCUUUCUGUAUGGCCUAUCCCCUCCUCUCGACUCUCCUUAAACCCAUCCUCUCUCUCUCACUCUGCAACUCACUCUCUCCCUGCCAUGGCCUUCGCCUUCUUAUCAUGUCCCAACCUUCACUCUCCUCACCUCCACUUUCUCUCUCUAAAACGCCACAAAACAUUUCCCAAACCUUUACUUUCUCUACCCGCUCUCUCCCUCCCACUCACAGUCCGACUAAUCGGGCCACCGUCUGCAAUUGGACCCGACGGCAAAUUCUACCCUGACCCAUCAGACGAUGACCCACCUGAAGCUCCGGAAGAUUCCGGCCAUGGAGUUUCCAAGUUCCAGCAAAUUGAACGCCAGGCCUCCCGUGCCCGGAAGCUCCAAGAGGAAGACUUCAAGAAAAACCAGUCCACUUUCCUCGCCGCCAUCGCAGACGUCGAGGACUCUCCGGAUAAUGCCGGGUCUGCUUACACGGAUGAUUCCGGGGACGAUUUGUUUGGCGAAAUCGAUAAAGCCAUUGCCAUGAAGCGCAAGGAGUAUGUAAAGCAAGGGCUUUUGGCGCCUAAUCCCAAGAAGGAGUUGGAGGUUAUUGAAGAAUUGGAGCCGGACGAGGUCGUUGAUUUGGAGGAGAUUGAUGAGCUUCAAGGGCUCAGGGUCGUUUCUGAGGAUACGGAUUCAGAAGAGUCAGAUAACUUUGAAGACGAAAGCGAUGAACUUGGUACCCGCGAGCGCAAUUCUUCUGUAAGUUCUUCGUUUGAUUUGGAUUUUGAUAGUUAUGGAAAAGCUAAGGCUAGAAUAAUGGAACCCAAGUUCAAAAUGAGCUUAGCUGAGCUUUUGGAUGAGAGUAAGGUUGUACCUGUAUCUGUUUAUGGUGAUUUAGAGGUUGAGAUUACUGGGAUUCAACAUGAUUCUCGGUUGGUUUGCUCAGGUGACUUGUUUGUUUGUUGUGUUGGAAGAGUGACUGAUGGUCAUUUGUAUUUGAGUGAGGCUGAUAAGAGAGGGGCAGUAGCUGUGGUGGCCAGUAAGGAGAUAGAUAUAGAGGAUACCAUGGCCUGUAAGGCAUUGGUGAUUGUGGAAGAUACUAGUGCGGUUCUUGCUGCUUUGGCAGCCUCUUUUUAUAGGUAUCCGUCUAAGAAUAUGGCGGUUAUUGGGGUAACUGGGACUAAUGGGAAAACGACCACUACAUAUCUGAUAAAAAGCAUGUAUGAAGCAAUGGGGUUGAGGACUGGAAUGUUGACUACAGUGGGAUAUUACGUUCACGGGGACAACAAGUUAGAUGCUCCAAAUACAACUCCCGAUGCUGUUUUGAUUCAAAAUUUGAUGGCAAAGAUGCUACAUAAUGGGUCUGAAGCUGUUGUUAUGGAGGCUUCUUCUCAUGGAUUAGCUUUAGGAAGGUGCAAUGAAGUUGAUUUCGAUAUAGCUGUUUUCACAAACUUGACAAGAGACCAUAUGGAUUUUCAUGGGACUGAAGAGGAGUAUAGGGAUGCUAAGGCUUUGUUAUUUUCGAGAAUGGUGGAUCCAGAACGGCACAGGAAAGUUGUUAACAUUGAUGAUCCAAAUUCUUCUUUCUUCAUUUCGAAAGGGAACCCUGAUGUCCCUGUUGUGACCUUUGCAAUGGAGAAUAAAAAUGCGGAUGUUCAUUCUCUUAAGUUUGAACUCUCUCUCUUUGAGACACAGGUUUUAGUAAGCACUCCACAUGGUAUAUUGGAGAUAUCCUCAGGUUUGCUUGGAAGACAUAACAUUUACAACAUUUUGGCUGCUGUAGCAGUUGGAAUUGCCGUUGGGGCACCUUUGGAGGACAUUGUUAGAGGAAUUGAAGAGGUUGAUGCGGUUCCAGGAAGGUGUGAGUUAAUAGAUGAGGAACAGGCAUUUGGGGUGAUUGUAGACUAUGCUCACACCCCUGAUGCAUUAUCUAGAUUACUGGAUUCUGUGAGGGAGCUUGGAGCAAAGAGGGUUAUUACUGUUGUGGGUUGCGGUGGGGAGAGGGAUAGAGGCAAAAGACCAAUUAUGACGAAGAUAGCAACGGAUAAGAGUGAUAUUACAGUUCUUACAUCUGACAACCCAAGGAAAGAGGACCCAUUGGACAUCUUGGAUGAUAUGUUGGCUGGAGUAGGAUUGACAAUGCAAGACUAUUUGAAACAAGGAGAGAAUGAUUACUACCCUCCUCUUCCAAAUGGUCACAGACUUUUCCUCCAUGAUAUUAGAAGAGUUGCUGUACGCUGCGCUGUUGCUAUGGGCGAGGAAGGUGAUAUAGUUGUGGUUGCUGGCAAAGGUCAUGAGACAUAUCAGAUAGAAGGCGAUAAAACCGAGUUCUUUGAUGACCGAGAGGAGUGCAGAGAGGCAUUGCAGUAUGUUGACGAGCUUCACCAGGCUGGAAUUGAUACUAGUGAAUUUCCAUGGCGAUUACCAGAGAGUCAUUAAAAAUCUUCCAAAUGGGGUAUAGAAAAUUGAAGCUACCCUGACAAAGCAAUACCGAUGCCUUAAGCCAAAUUACAUACCCGAUGUGGAAGAAUCUUGUCUUUCCUUCAUACUUUGUAAAAUUGUACGAGAACUAUGCAUGCGAUUGCGGUUUCAACAGUUAGUUUCGUGCGAAGAAAUUAGAAUGUUGUAAUUUUGGCAAGGCAUUUUGUAAUGUCAAUCAAAUAGGGUAAAUUUAGUUUAUUUGAAGCUCUGUUCUGUAUACUUGAGGAAGAAUACAGGUUGGUCCAUUUUUUCGCCUUCAAAAUCCAAGGCAUUUGUGUUGUAAAGAAAGCUGAAGCAGCAGUUGGAAGGUGCAAUUUUGUAAGCUGGCAGGUUUAGAUUUAGGAUUUUUAUUGCUAUGUAGAACAUCUUAAUUCUAUCCUAUGGUCAUAUAUCAUAUCCACUUAUGAUUUAAUGUAAAUAUUUAUAUAUAAAUUAUAGUAUUAUGAAUU
Humulus lupulus (European hop) is the source of this 2904-nucleotide messenger RNA. Its product is annotated as UDP-N-acetylmuramoyl-L-alanyl-D-glutamate--2,6-diaminopimelate ligase MurE homolog, chloroplastic. The record is from RefSeq and is a predicted model, not a curated record. NCBI's taxonomy places the organism in Eukaryota, Viridiplantae, Streptophyta, Magnoliopsida, Rosales, Cannabaceae. Gene Ontology annotation, molecular function: acid-amino acid ligase activity; ATP binding. The transcript is spliced from 5 exons. Bases 92 to 2413 code for a protein of 773 amino acids. Gene Ontology annotation, biological process: cell division; biosynthetic process; regulation of cell shape. Gene Ontology annotation, cellular component: cytoplasm.